Molecule: messenger RNA, 2908 nt
Organism: Nycticebus coucang (slow loris)
Lineage: Eukaryota; Metazoa; Chordata; Mammalia; Primates; Lorisidae
Gene: CDKL4
Product: cyclin dependent kinase like 4
Exons: 10
Coding region: 181-1209 (342 amino acids)
Biological process (GO): protein phosphorylation
Cellular component (GO): nucleus
Molecular function (GO): ATP binding; cyclin-dependent protein serine/threonine kinase activity
Source: RefSeq, a predicted model, not a curated record
GUUCGCCUCAACCGCGAGUUGCUGGGCCGGCGGCUGCCCGCUGCGAGCGACCUGCGAGGCGAUUGGGAAGCUCCGGGCUGCAGGAGACGGCGCCACCUGCGGCACCGUCGCCCGGGUCCGGGCCCUGUGACAUUAUCCUGCAAGUCAAUCAAUAUAACAAUUUAAGUCACUUCAAUCAUAAUGGAAAAAUAUGAAAAAAUAGCUAAGAUUGGAGAAGGAUCGUACGGGGUUGUAUUCAAAUGCAGAAACAAAACCUCUGGACAAAUUGUAGCUAUUAAAAAAUUUGUGGAAUCUGAAGAUGAUCCUGUUGUUAAGAAAAUAGCACUAAGAGAAAUACAUAUGUUGAAGCAAUUAAAACACCCAAACCUUGUGAACCUCAUUGAGGUGUUCAGGAGAAAAAGGAAAAUGCAUUUAGUUUUCGAAUACUGUGAUCAGACACUUUUAAAUGAACUGGAAAGAAACCCAAAUGGAGUUGCUGAUGGAAUGAUCAAAAGUGUAUUAUGGCAAACACUUCAAGCUCUUAAUUUCUGUCAUAAACAUAACUGUAUUCACAGAGAUGUAAAACCUGAAAAUAUUCUAAUAACUAAGCAAGGAAUAAUCAAGAUCUGUGACUUUGGGUUUGCACGAAUUCUGAUUCCAGGAGACGCCUACACCGAUUAUGUUGCAACGAGAUGGUACCGAGCUCCUGAGCUUCUCGUGGGAGAUACCCAGUAUGGUUCUUCCAUCGACAUAUGGGCCACCGGUUGUGUUUUCGCAGAGCUCCUGACAGGCCAACCGCUCUGGCCUGGGAAAUCAGAUGUGGACCAACUUUAUCUGAUAAUCAGAACACUGGGAAAACUAAUCCCAAGACAUCAAACUAUCUUUAAAAGUAACCAGUUUUUCCAUGGCAUCAGUAUACCUGAACCAGAAGACAUGGAAACUCUUGAGGAAAAGUUCUCAGAUGCUUCUCCAGUGGCUUUGAGUUUCAUGAAGGGGUGUCUGAAGAUGAAUCCAGAUGACAGAUUAACCUGUGCCCAGCUCCUGGAGAGCUCCUACUUUGAUUCUUUUCAAGAGGACCAAAUUAAAAGAAAAGCACGUAAUGAGGGAAGAAAUAGAAGGCGUCAGCAGAAUCAACUGUUGCCUCUCAUACCAGGAAGCCACAUCUCCCCCACACCUGAUGGAAGAAAACAAGUCCUCCAGUUAAAAUUUGAUCAUCUUCCAAACAUUUAGGAAAAUGUUCUUUCAAGUGCAAAGUAAUUUAAUAUGUACACAUUUUUGUACAAGUGAGAUAGGAAUUCUCAGUGUUUCAAAUGCAAAUGAGCCAUAUGAAAAUUAAGAUGCCUUCUAGAAUUGUUUUGCUCUAAUCAUUGCUGAUUCCUUUCCUCGUGCUUUUUAUAUGCCAACUUUAUCUUUUAGAACAUUUUCUUUAAAUGUUAUAGAGCAUAAAACUGCACAUAUGGAGGAGACAUUUUUGAUUUCAUCAGAGCAGCCCUUCCACUUCAUAUUGAGAAUUUGUGGGCUUGUACUUUGACUUAUGUCAAAGACUUACACUUAUCAUCUUGCUUCAGCUGACCACAUUAUAUCCACAAGUAAACAGCUUGGCAAGCUGUUCUUUAAGGGAUAACAUUACAUUCCCGCAUUUUAAUCCACUGUUAUUCUAACCAGGUCUGUUGAGUAAUGCUGAUAUUUUAUUCGUGCUUUUAUAUUUGUAUAGGAAGGGAACCUUGAAAGGUCAUCUAGGUUUAUCCCUUGAUUCCAGGGCAGACUCUACUUUCUGUGUCUCACAAGACAUUGAUGAUUCUAUUUUUAAAGCUAGCUAGAGAAAAUUCCUUACAAAUUCUAUAAAUUAGAAAAUAGUGGGUGAAUGACAAGAAAUCUGCACCCUCAUGGCAAUAACACCUUGGAUAAUUGACUCUAAGCUGCUGUCCUGUGCCACAUAUAGUUCCUUUCCCUUUCCUCCUCCUGGCUAAAUCAUCUCAGUAUCUUAACUAAUCCUCCUGUGUGUUGUCUAAAUAGUUCAUUGCCAAUACUCUCUUCCUACAUUUGCAUCCAUAGCCUCUGUGAACUUGUGCAGUCCUAAACAAGUAGUGCAUCAUGAUUAGGUUGGUUUGCAGUUAUGUAUGAGGGCAGCAAGAUUAUCUGUCAGUUAAUUUCAUUUUGUGUCUCUUACAAAAAAAAAAGCAAAGCAAACACUUUAGUAGAUGAGCUGAAUUUACUUUGGGUUAUUUUCCCAAAUAGAUUUGACAUAAUACAUAGAUGAACAUACAUUUAUAAAUACGUGCAUAUAACUUUUGAAGCAAAAGUAGAUGCAGACAUCCAAAAAUGAUGCAGAAUGUUUGAAAGUACUUUUGGUUUGCCAACAAAGAACGCAUGUAAAAUAAUAGCACAGGGCUGUCCACCACUGUCUGGCAAUGUGCUCAAAUUCUGCGUAGACAUAUUAUUCCAAAAAUCUUUUGUGAAAGGCACCAAAAGUUAAGUGUAUAUUGUUAUGAAGGAAGCAGUAACACGUCAUCUUCAUCUCUAGAAGUCUGUUGCACUUAUACAAGUUGCACUUAUGCAACUUCAAGAGCUUCUCGCCCAGUGAUUUGGAAGCAUCCAUUCAGUAAGCAAUAUGGCAUCCACCAAUAGUUCUUUGCUCAUAGGAAAGACUUUUUAAAUGGACUGAUUAACUUACAUUCCUAGUAUAAAUAUAAACUAUUUGAGCCUUUUAUUUUUAUUUUGUUAUCAAGAAUCUGUCUCUUCAGAUUUGUAUGUUUCUUGCAUUUUUAAUAGCAUGAUACCACAGAUGCAAGAAAAAUGAGAAAUGAAAGAUAAGAAGUAACUGCUGACAGAUUUAUUUUUAGCUUUCGUAGUGUUUUUCUCAUUUAAGCCUUCUUAUUACCAAACUACUCACGCUUCCCCAGCCCUCCUAAACACACACACACACACA